AGUGUCUUGGUCAUUAUAAUACAAUCAUGUCAGGCUGCGAGCUUACAAUCUUAGGGCCAUAUCAACAACGUUAUGUACAACCGCUAUGUCGAGACAGGCCUAGUCCAGUUCUUUCGGACCCAUGGGCAAGACUCCGCAGCUGAAGAAAAGAAGGAGUGGGAGGAUCUCGUGACCCCGCGAGGCCUGGGAGUCAUUAAAAAGAGCAUUACCACCGAGUUCAAAUUUCCGAUGAAAUUCCCCGACAGAAUCCAUGUCCUGUACAAGUUGACUGAACCGCCAACAUACGACACGACUUCUCUCAAUUUGGAGGCAUGGGUCUUGUCAGACCAACACCGCCGAAUUGCCGCAAGAUGUGUAGAAGAGACCGUGAUUUAUGAUUAUGCGGUGGGGAAGAAGUCCAUGUUGAAGCCUUUCAUGGUAGAGAAGCUUCAGCAAACAUUUUUGAUGCAGGAGAAGGCUAGGGAGGCUUUCCAGGCCGAAGCGAAACAAGUCAUCGCAACCGUCGAGAAUAUGGAAGCUCAAAUCGAAUGAACUAGGUAUAUGGCCUCAUUUGGUUCGAUUUCCACGAAAUAGAAUCCACCAAAUAUGUAUAACAGCCUAGAUGGUGAUCAGGAGUACCACAUAUAAAUCGCAAUGGAAUCGAGAACUGACUGAGAAGUAUGACGGGGUCUAA
Molecule: messenger RNA, 673 nt
Organism: Colletotrichum navitas
Lineage: Eukaryota; Fungi; Ascomycota; Sordariomycetes; Glomerellales; Glomerellaceae
Product: thioesterase-like superfamily-domain-containing protein
Exons: 3
Coding region: 73-531 (152 amino acids)
Source: RefSeq, a predicted model, not a curated record